GGCUUUCAUUAAACGGCCCACGUACUCUUCGUUAUCGACGGCUCAAAUCACUAAGUAAAAUGGAAAACGCGAACGAUUCGGAAAUUUGCGGUGAUUUCACCAUCGACUUUACCAAUGAGGAAACUGCAAAGAUGAUGUCUUUCAAACAAAGUGAAAUCUUACUUUCCUCCGUUGGGGUACCAAUUGUUCUUAUCAUUGGGGUGCCUGGUAACGUCGCCUUUCUGUUCACGUUGUACAGAGUUCGCCGUAUGCAGACAACAACCAAUUUCUACUUAGCUAACUUGGCCGUGGCAGACCUCAUGUACCUCAUCAUAUUCUCAGCUUAUAACACAAAAACAUUCUUAUCCACGCCUAUCGCAUACAGCUGGUUCGCUGAGUCAUGGCUGGUAUGCUUGGUGAUCACUUUGUCUCUUGAUAUUCCUUAUUUUGCCUCCAAUUCCAUGAUCACCCUUGUGGCUUUGGAGAGGUUCUACGCCAUUUGUCACCCUCUCAAGAACCUAAUGGCAAGGAGUCCCAAACGGACCGUGUCCAUAGUUGUGAUAUUUUGGAUUGUGUCGAUCCUCAUUGCAGCUAGCAUCUCAUCUCGCUUAUCAACACAUCGUGUGGCUUGUGUACUGUGGCCAGACGACGAGCAGUACGCCACACUCCCAAGCACGGUCAACUUCUGCGUGGCCGGGGAACCCUGGGUGAAAUUCCUAACGCAAGCUUUGUAUUUUGGCUUCUGGUUUCUUGGACUAGCGACCAAUACUUUCAUGUACUACAAGAUCGUUCGUCGCUUAGGUCGACGUCUUAUCCCAACAUCCUCUGCACAGACGCACCACUUGAACGCGAAGCAGGUUCGCAAUCAGAUUGCACGAAUGCUGAUCGUCACCAGCGUUGUGUAUUUCUUGUUACAGUCUCCACGUGUAGUCAUCUUUAAUUUGAUGGGACUGAUCCAGUCAGCAAGCGGCGUAUCUGUACUGCAGCCAGGAGCAGUUACUACUCUAUGGCCUAUCGCUAUAUUCCUGGCCUUACUGAACUCAGCACUCAAUCCUAUCAUAUACAAUGUCAGCAGUCCCAAGUACAGACAAGCAUUUCUGCAGGCGUUUACGUGCCGCAUGAAGAAGAAAAAGGAAAAGGUAUCCACAUCCACAACUACCAGAAAGACUGAUAUUGCUCGAAGUAUUUCUAACGUUAGACUUGAUGAAAACCAACUUUAGACUUUGAAACUCAUAAAGACUGUAAUGGACUGGA
Molecule: messenger RNA, 1233 nt
Organism: Patiria miniata (bat star)
Lineage: Eukaryota; Metazoa; Echinodermata; Asteroidea; Valvatida; Asterinidae
Product: orexin receptor type 2-like
Exons: 1
Coding region: 60-1199 (379 amino acids)
Biological process (GO): G protein-coupled receptor signaling pathway
Cellular component (GO): plasma membrane
Molecular function (GO): G protein-coupled receptor activity
Source: RefSeq, a predicted model, not a curated record